Mya arenaria is the source of this 3573-nucleotide messenger RNA. RefSeq lists its product as uncharacterized. NCBI's taxonomy places the organism in Eukaryota, Metazoa, Mollusca, Bivalvia, Myida, Myidae. Bases 124 to 3231 code for a protein of 1035 amino acids. The transcript is spliced from 5 exons. The record is from RefSeq and is a predicted model, not a curated record.
CUGGAUGUCGGAUAGCACUGGCCGUAGUAACCGCUUGUUUGGUGUGUAGACCUAAACGGUGUGCAAAUAGCGACUUCUUAAUGGCGGCCGUGAAUGUAUUGAAUAAGAUCUAAUGGCAAAACAAUGGCCUCAUAUAGAGAAUUAUUAAAUAAGAAGGAAGCCCAGAACUGGGUAAAGGCUGCCUUCGCCCUCAACAUCACCAAGGACGGAUUACAAGAUUUUCUGGAGGAUGUACUGACAUGCGUUCACCAGGACAUCUAUAGCGCCGUUAGAACAUCCAAGGGUCUUCCAUCCGGGGCAGCAUGUGCACAUUGUUUCACAGAAAACGUGUUGAUGUGCCCAACUCGUGGGAUAUGCACCAGUACUAGACUCUGUAGAUUUCAUAACUGUCCUCAAAAACUGUAUGCUCCUUGUCCAAAUGGGAUUUGUGAAGGCGUCCGUGAUGAAAUAAUCAAACAUCACAGGUUUUCGGGACCAUCAUGGAAGAAUACGAAUGCCGACAAAUGGAGCACCAUUCCCUGGGAGAUAGGCAAGUGUUUCCUGCCUCCUGAUGGCUACAAGACCGUGUCCUCCAUCAAAGACAGUGACUUUAACGGAAUGAUCAGCGUCAUGAUAAAUUGCGAGGAUUUCAAAACCAAACUGUCGUUUAACGUUGCGACACAGCAAAAUUUAUUAACAGAGGUUCGGGACAUUGGUCGACGCGUACGCCAUUCCCAUGACCAGAGGGUCAAGGACACAGAACUAGUGGACUUCCUGUUCAAGCUACGCAUCCUGCUGGAGGAUAAGACUGAACUAGCAAACCGACCCGAGGCACAGCAUGCUGUGGAACAGCUUAAGAAGCUGCAAACAGACGAUUUCAAGAUCAGUGCUGAGAACGAAGGGGAGAUAUUGAAGGAAGGAUUACGACUACGUUUGGCAAACCAUUACCGAACCACUUUGGCCGACAUGCCGAUAUCUCCCAUUCUCGGAGAAAAGAACGCCAAACUCAGGAAAUUCUACGUGGCACCGAAAAUUGUGGAGAAAGAUCAUCGAAAAAUCGGCAAAAUUGACAACCAAGAAAGCGGUCAAAAAAUUGCAAAAUUUUCAGAUGUUUUCAAAAAAGAAGAUCAGUUGCUCAGAAAUGUUUUCCUUGUUGGAGAACCGGGCAAUGGCAAAUCUACAUUCUCCGUAAUGUGUGCCCUGGAUUGGACUCACCAAUAUUUACCAGCGGAGGAAAACGUCGGUAUUAAAACAAGCUUUGCCGACCCAGAAUUCUUCAAAGAGUUUGCAUUUUUGUUCCAUGUCACCCUACGAGAUUCAUGUAAAACGUGUGAUCUAGCACAAAUGAUCAAGGAUCAACUUAUACUUAAAAUCUACCACGAGAAGGAUGCCAAAGAUGGUUACCGGCUAUUGCAGACGGUGCUGGAAAGUGAGAAAUGUUUAAUCAUAGCUGAUGGCCUCGACGAAUGGACCCAUCCGGAAAACGUAAACUGUACCUGCAAAACUGAGGAAAAAGUCACCCCUUUCCGAAAUUCGGCCAACAAGGCCACAGUCCUCACGACAACGCGUCCCUGGCGAAUGUCACAGUUUAGAGUGCAGGAUUCAAAGAUCGACAAAUAUCUUGAAAUAGAAGGAGCAGCAGACACAAGGCAACUCGUGGAAAAUAUCAUCAACAUUCUUAAUGAGGGAAAUAAGGAUGAACGGACACCAAAUAAGGAUGAACGGACACCAAAUAAGGAUGAACGGACACCAAAUAAGGAUGAACGGACACCAGAGGAUUUCAUGAAAAUGGUGUCAGCGAAGAAUCUUGAAGGAUUAUUGUCAGCACCUAUCAGUAUCACCCAGCUCGUGUGCCUGUGGUUCGAGGGCAAAUCGUUAACCGAUUCAAAAUGUGACAUUUAUGCUGGCGUGAUAAACAUGCUAUCAUGUAGACUUAGUGAUAUGCAAAGCGGGAAUAAAAUUCCGAAAAUUGAACUGCCAUCUGUAUUAAAGGAACACGAAUGCUUCGUGCAAAAUCCCACGGUUUACCUCGCGCUGGCAGAGUUAGCAUACAAAACGUUGUUUUCAGAGUGCAGAGAUUCGUCUGUUGUUUUCAGCAACAAAACAGUCCACGCUUUGUUAAAAAAGGAACAGGUUGAAUUUGCAUUGAAGUCAGGCUUACUCACGGAGAAGAAAUCCAACUCAUUAAUCAAGAAAUCAUCUCACUUUUCAUUCUUUCAUAAAACACUUCAAGAGUUUUUAGCGGCUCUUCAUUUAUGUUUGAAUGAAAACGACUACAGUCAGCUAUCAAGCAAGUACGAACAAGAUAAUAAGGAAAAUAUCUUGGGAGAUGUUUCUCAGACAUUUAUUUUCAUAUGUGGAAUGAAGCCCGAGCUCGGUGUACAAAUGUCUUCAUGGAUCAAUAGUUUUAUACCACCAUGCCAACCAUCAAUCUACCCUAGAGAGGUUGAACUACUUCAGCGCCUGAUUCUCUCCGGGAACCGUGAAGCCAAGGCGAACAACUAUGGUGACAUACCGCUCUAUCUCGCACACUUCUGGAUUUAUAGUAACGAGGAUGUCGUAGUGUUAAAAAAGCUGAUGAUGAUAAACAAGGAACGUAUUCAGUCACUAUACAUCAAUGGAUGCAAUGAUCAAAUUAAUGGGGAAGAGCUGCAGGAGGUGAUCACAUCCUCCUCCGACUCCCUCAUAGCAGUGAGACUGUGUGACCGUGAUGGGCAGUAUGACCUGUCCCAGUGUCACAGGCUGGAAUAUCUGGAUAUAGAGGGAGACAUUACAACACGUGUGCAGGUUGAUCCAACACAUAUUACAACAUGUGACUUAGGUAGAGUAUCAUCGAAUGUUGAAAUGUACAUAUUCAGAUUAUUUAAACACGAUCAAAGGUGGAGUAAACUACAACGUGUUGAGUUAUCUAGCGUUAAGAAUGUCCAGUUACUUGUGGAUACACUACCAAGUCUCCCUCCGUUACAACGCCUUGUCAUAGGGAGUACAGAUCUAGGUGAGCUCCACCUCCUCCCUCCAGCCUCCAUCACCGAUAUUACACUUAGGCGUGUGACAAUGACAGCGGAGGCGGUGCGGAGUCUGAUAGAGACGAUGAAGAACUUACCACACACCAUUACAUGCGACAUGUGGGUCUGCACGGUGAAACCUGCCAGUGAGAGGAAAGACAUCCGAGAACAUAUGAACAGUUUGCCGUCAUUCAAGGUUCUCGAGUUUGACGAUAGGUGGCUUAAUUUCAGCUUCACCAAAAUGUGAACAAUAAGUUGAAUGUUAGCAUCGAUUAUGGAAUUCAUAUUUGAUGAAAAACAGUGAAACAAUCAAUGGGGAAGUGUCAUUCUAUUUAUAGAAAUAUAUGUUACUUUUCCCGGAACUAAUUAUUAUCAACCACUUUCUAUGUGUAUUCAGUUAAUUUGAUUUAUGUUGUGUAUUUGCAUGCAUCCUAAAAUAGAUUUAACUGUACACAGCAAUGUCGUUGUGGCUGGUGUUAUUAAAUAUAUCGAACUUGGAUGAAAACUUUCUUUUUUGAUUAUAACACAACAGUCCGUAAUCAACACGUGCAAUAGUCGGUUUAACUUGAUCGACUUUUUAAAAAAAGAA